Molecule: messenger RNA, 8898 nt
Organism: Symbiodinium sp. CCMP2592
Lineage: Eukaryota; Dinophyceae; Suessiales; Symbiodiniaceae
Source: the annotation of a GenBank genome assembly
AUGUCACCAGCGUUCAGCAUCGUCACAGACAGCAGCCCUCAACAAACACAGGUGAUGAGCCCAAACGCUCCACCGCAAUCCCUUUCUGCAGCGAGUGCUUCAGUGGCACCACAGCUUCAGCACUUCGACGAGCCAUCAUCAGAAAUUGUGGUACGUAUGAGGAUGCAGCAGAUGUUGCAGAUUCAGGCGCCAGCCGAAGUUCUGAGAUUGCUUCAAUCAUCAGCUGCAGUAGUGGCAGACGCUAAGACCAUCAAGGACGUGCAGAGCAAUGUUCGUUUGGUGGCUCAGGAGCUUGAGGCAAGAACAGAGCGAUUGGCAUCGUGCUUGUCGGGAAUUACCGGGGACCUAGAUGGGGUGAAACAUCAAUCAGAGAGACUGCUCAACGCUGCAAGUGAUCAUCAUGCUGCCUUGAACAACGCCAACAACAAAUUCAAGGAGCUUGAAGAACAGAUCCAGCAGAUAGAGAGUGCAGUCACCCAAUUGUCGAGGCGUCAGGUCACCUUUGAGUCUGCGAUGGAGACUCGGUUGGGUGCCCUUGAGAAUCAGAUCAUACAGUUGAGAGCUCAGGCUGCAUCAGCGGACGCGCUGAAAGAUGAAGUGGUUUCGAUGAAAGCUACAUUGUCAAGGCUUGAGCAUCAGCAACCCGAGAUACAACAAAGCGCGCAGACCAAGAGUGAAGAGAGUGAGACCCGCAUCCAGCGCAGAAUUGACGAGAUGGAUGUGUUGUUGAAACAUUUCUUCGAACGUGUGGAUGGAAAUGAGAAACUCUGUGAGAAGCUUAGACAGCGGUCGGAGGAUCUCACCAGCCGCUUUGAAACCUUGCAAACUCACGUUGAUGAGGGGUUUAGUUCGGAAUCCAGAGCUUUACCACGUCGUCCUCAACUUCAGAUGCCCCAGCAGAUUGCAGAGGAGGUGUCCGAUGAAAGGUUUGAGGAGGAGGCGAAGGCUCAGGAGAUCAUUGAAACACCAAAGCAUCGCACAACGUCAGGUGUCCAGAUGUUCCAGAUGACUCCCCAGCGUGACGGAGCCGAUGAUUCAUGGCAGAAGGAUGCUGUUGAUGAGUGGCUGGAACAGGUAGAGGAACCUCAGGUUGUGCAAUCUGUUCCUGCGGAGCCUCCAGGUCUAGGAAGUUCUGGUGCAAAGAUUCCGGCGGGACAAUGGAAAUUGAUCAAAGAUUUUCCCAAACUCACGAUUCCUCACGGAGAACCGUGGGAAAAGGGAAUGGUGUUUAGACAGUGGUGCACAGAAGCCGCAUCAUUGGCAGAGGCGAUAUCACCAUACUUUGCACAGUUCUUCCGAAAGCGAGUGCAGGAGGGACAGACCAAUUAUGAGAAGCGCUUGAGGGAUGGUUGUGAGUCAACGUUGCCAGCAGUUCAUCAGGAGGAGCGGGAGAUGGAAACCCGAUUGAGCCUAGCUCUGCUUAAGGCAAUCCCAUCUUCUUUGAAGCAACCGGCUCUUGAGAAGGGUACCCCAAAUGAGGCGGUAUCCACGAUUGCAUUAAUGGAGACAGUGAGCGAAGUGUUGAUGCCAGGAGGUAUUACUGAGCAAGUGUCGUUACAGAGAUUCCUUCGGCAACUUCCCACGGCAUCAUCUUGCAAGGAGCUGCUUGCUACACUUAGGAGGUGGAGACUGGCCAAGCAACGCGCUGAUCAUUUAGGAGUCCCAGAACAAGCCCCUCAUGAGUCAAUUGCUGCAUUGAACAGCUUGUGCCAACAGCUUGAGAAAAAGCAUGCUUUGUUGGGAACAAGAUUGAGCUUGUUGAGAUUGCAGCACAACAUCCAGGUACCAUCCCACGACGGAGUGACAUCGUUCCUUCAGGUAUUGGAAGCCGAAUGUACCCGGAUUCAAGCUGAGGAGCAGACGUCUUCGUCGUCCAAAGAUGCUCGGAAACAUGAGGGAGAUGAAUACGCGAUUCCUUCGGCAAAUCAGGCUACUGGGGGAAAGGGUGUCGGUGUAAAGCCGUUAUUCUCUUACUUCAACACUGCCAGAGGCUGCUUGAAAGGAGCAAAUUGCGAGUUCAGACAUGAAAAGAUUUCAAACAAAGGGAAGGAGGCCAAAGGCAAGAGCGGCAAGGAUGGGAAGGAUGCUAGAAAUUCUUCUUCUGAUAAGGGGAAAUCAUCUGGUAAGGGUGACGCGAAAGCCAUUGCAGAUGCAAAGGCGGCUGAAGAAGCAAAAGCUAAAGCCGCCGCGGAAGCGAAGGCUAAGGAGGUUCCAUCAUUGGUUGGUGCAGUAGGACCGACUUCAUCCGGGUCAACAGCUCCACGCAUCAUGAUGGCACAGAGUCUGGACUGCGAGAGUAAUGAUCUUAGCGAGUCAGAGUCGCUUGAAUCAGAGAUUCCUAUGAGAGCUGAGGGUGAUACGCCAGAGUGGUCGGAAGUAGAGCGUGGCGAUUUCUCCAGUGCAGAGCCUUCGUCAGAGGAAGAGGGUCAGGCUGGUGAAGACCAGCCCAGGCAGUUGCAUCCACUUCGUCUAUGGGUGUUAAACUUGACGAUUGAAGAUUUCAUCAUGUGGACGAGGCCUGGUCACAUUCAGUCACAUGCCACUUCCGAGUUCCAGAUUGAAGCCAAUCCAAAUUCCAUUAUGUGGCCUGUCUGGUGGACGAUUGAGCAUGAUUAUCUUGAUGACAACGAACAGGGAGUGAUCCCUGUGACGGAAGAUGUGGUGAUGUUGAGGUGCGAUGUGACGCCAGUGUUGUUUGAGGAUGGCAUCAUUCGGAAUGUCUUUGUGGUGUGGCUCCUUGAGGAGGAGACUGGAAGAGAGCGCAGGGUUGCAGUGAUUAGAGGGCGAGUUCGUCCCAUUGUCACUCCGUGGCCAAAUCGGGAACUGAGUACAGCAGCCUCAGCAAGCAGUCCUCCAGUUGCGAAGGCACCGACGAUCACGGCGCCGCCUCCGGAGUUGCAUCAGGGUUUCCCUAGGAUAGGUUAUCCCAUAACUCCUCUAGCUAAGGCUGCAGCUUACGCUUGGAGAGCAAACGAGAUUCAGGCGAUUGAAGCUGUCACCGCAGUACCCAAAGCAGCAGCGAAAGCAGUAGCUAGAGCAUUCCAGGUUCCAUUCGUUACAGCCCCUCGAGCCAAAGCUACAGCAUUUCCCAAAGCACGAGCAGUUGCGAGAGCACCUCGAGGAGGAGCAACAAUGCCGACAGCCAUGCGUUGUGUAUGUGUUGAGGAAGAGCUUGAUUUUGAACCUCCCAUGUUGGUUGGAGCUAAGGCUGAGCCAAUCACCGCUAGCAGACUUGAGUGUGUUGAUCAACCAGUUGGAAGUGCAGUGGUCAGUCAGCAGCCGUCGGUGUUGGUGGAUUCGGGUGCAAAUGAAACUAUUCGUCCUUGGCUUGCAGAUAUAAAGGAAAGUGGAUGUACCCACACAGCCGUUGUAACUGCGAGUGGUGAUCGAGUAGCCGCGCUUAGAACCAGGGAUGGAGAGUUAUGCAUCAAGUCCACCGAGGAUAGUAGGGACUGGCUGUUGAGUGUUCGUCGGCUCGUGGAGGCUGGUGGAACUUUCAAGUGGGAUCGAGAGGCAGCAACAGUAUCUUAUUUUGACGGUGAAGGGCAUGAGCAGUACGUGGAUUGCAGGAUUCAGAAUGGGUUGCCCUUUCUUGAUUGGGAGAGCUUCAAGCCGAUUCGGAUCAUGCUCUCAAAACACUUCAAACGCAGGCCAACAGUUGCACGCGCAGCUACAGAGACAGCUCUUGAGUGGAAGAGUUGCCAAACAUGUUCCAUCGAGGAGUUGAGCGAGGCUGUGUGGAAUGAAGAGGCAUACCGCAUGACAGCCGAAGAGAGCGAGGAGAUCGCAAAGGCAAUUUGGGAGUCAGAGUCUAGAGCUAGAGAGCUUUUGAGUCGUGACAGUAUAUCGCAUGAGGAUGUGUGGCGACUUAUCCGGGAGGCACACUUGAAAGGUCAAAGAACGCAUAGGCAGGAUAUGUUGGUGAAUCCAGAUCAAGACCGAGUACAAAUCUGGAUAUUCGGAAUGUUUUGCCACGGGGGAGUUACAGGGAUCACCACUGUUACCCGCGAACGACCUUUCUUGACAAGGUUACUGGUCAGAUUCAUUAGACAGGAGUUGCCGACUUUGACGUUUACCACGAUCUCACUGGCAAUCGAUGCUACCCUGCGUCCGCACAGAGACCUUACGAACGCUGUGGGGUCAGUGGCGGGAAUCGUGGGAAUUUCCAAAUUUGAGGGUGGCAAGCUGUGGAUUGAAGAUUCAGCUGGCACGGCCAGGAGACGUGUAUCGCAGGAUGAAGUCAAAACUGGAAUGCUGCUAGACGUGUGCCAAAAAGCACACAUCUUUGACCCAAGACGUUGGCACGGAGCUGAGCAACAUCGGGGUGUUCGAUCAACGGUGGUCGGUUACACGGCUAGGCAGCUGCAGCGUCUUGAUCAGGAUAUGACAGACAGGUUGAGACGAUUGGGUUUCAACUUACCGGAGGUUUCAUCCAAGGCCACAGUUGCAGUCGCAAGUCAGGGCAAGGCGAUGGCGCAUCAAGCAGUCAGUGAGGUUUCAGAUCAUGGAGCCCAGGAGGACAGCAGAGUGCAUCCAGAUGACCUCGAUGAUGAGGAUGAGGGUGAGGGCUGUUCGGGGUAUGAAGGGUUUGUUUCCUCCGGGACGUCGGGUCGCUGUGAGCAUUGUGAAAUUUCGUUAGUCCGAGACAUAGGCUCAUCCGUGCAGCCAUGGAGCGUCAGAAGCGCUGAAGCUGUGAACCCUGUAUCAAGCUUUGAUGAAGUCUCGCAACAAAGGGCGAUUGAGCUACUCAGGAGGAAGUGUGCACAAGGGUUGUACGAGCGUCAUUGUCCCAGCUGUGCUGAGGCCCACGGUCAUAAGCGCAAGUGCAGGAGAUUGACUCCGGAAGAGAUCGGUGAGGGCACUUUGUCCAUGGACCUGUCAGGUCCCCAUCCAGCCGCAUUUUCAGGACAUCGCUACUUCAUGGUUGCAAACUUGAGCAGAAAGGAUGGUAGUGACAUCCCGUUUUCGAGGCUGUUGUUCACCAAACAAACUGAAGAAGUGGCUAAAGCUUUGACCUCUGUGAUGUGCCAGAUUGUAUCGCUCGCUCAGGGUGUUCCCCCAGUGUUCCGUAUCCACAGUGAUGCUGGUAAGGAGUUCGUGGGAGGAGCAUUUCAGAAAGCAGUGGAGCAGUGUUGUGUGUGGCCCACGAUGAGUGCACCAUACACGCCACAGCAGAAUGGUCGGGCAGAGAGGCUAGUAGGAUUGCUUAAGGCAGCUGCGGGAUCCCUGUUGCUGCAUUCGCAAUUCCCUUUGCAACUCUGGGAUGAGGCAGUGCUGGAAGCCACGUUCCUGCGGCGAUGUAGGGCACUGAAACUUCUAAUCCCGAGGGACCGCCCAAGAAUGGGCGACACAGUGUUCGUGCGAAAGCCGACAAGCUCCGCGGGGCAUCCAUUCGAACCUAGGGCAGAGGAGGGCCUAUUCCUGGCCAAUGAUGAGCGAACGCCUGGAGGGGCUCGGGUUCUGGUAACGCGGGACGGUAGGACCACUGUGCGUGUGACGCAGAUGCCAGUUCUUAAGGACAUUGAGGCGAUCAGAUGGCGAAUUGAACGGGGACCUCAAGAUCAAGCAGUUUGGGUGAGCACCACUGGGGAUGUGAGGUGGAAUGCUCCACCUUCAGACAUGAUUACGGUCGAAGAGUCGGUAGGGGAAAUCCAGCCGUGGAACGACGGGAACACCGCAUCUGAGAUCAUCAGGGAGCGCUUCAAAAAACAUUUGGUGCCCGAGGCUGAGAAGCACUUGUUUGGAUUGUUUGGUCAUGGAUUCUUGGUGACUCCUGUGGAAAAAGAAGAACCUGACGGCGAAGCCAGGGUGGAACAGCAGAUGAUCAAGGAUGAGGCAACAUCUCAGCGAUUGAUGGUCACAGAAGCUGCGGAUGCAGGGGUGUUCGUGAAUCCAUCGACUCCGGAGUGGGAGCUCAACAAGUGGAUGGCAGGACUCAACAAGGAGCUAGACACCAUGGAAACCAAGAAUGUGCUGGAGAAAGUUCGGCAGAGCGAGUUCCCAAAGGCAAAGCCGGUUCCGAGUAAGCUGGUGCUAACCAAGAAGCCAAUGGAGGAUUCGGAGGUAAUCAUCAGAUCGGACAUGGGUGCUUCGGAAAUCGCUGCUCUCAUUCAGCAAGCUUGGAAUCCUAGAGUCCGGCUAGUUGCGUGUGGAAACUUCGAGAAGGACUCAAAGGCACAUGAUCCAGAAAACUUUGCAGGAAAUCCAGGUGCGGAGACCGUGAGAAUCUUGCUUUCACUACUGGCGAGGCGUCCUACCAACAUGACGGCGGUGGUCCUGGACAUCUCAUGCGCAUUCCUGAAUGCCAGACUUGAUCGAAGUCCGGAUGCGAAACCGGCUCAUUCAGCCGCCGAGUAUCCUGUACAAGCUUGGUCCCCCCGUCAGUGGGAGAUAGAGCGAAAUGGCGAGCUCGAUGGUGUGACAUUAGAGCCGCUUCCUCACCAUGAACACGGACUGCUGAACUUGGAGAGCCUGGAGUCAGGGACAUGGUUGAUUCGGGAUUCGAGUGGCGAGAUUCAAGGCGCAAUGGUCAUGUACGUGGACGACGCGCUGAUCAUUGGUGAUUUGGAAAUUUGCGCCAGGCUGAAGGCAAAGCUGUCCAGUUUGUGGGACUUGAAGGAAGAAGGUGUGUGGAUGCCAAAGGAGCACACGGGUUCGGGAGCGGGAGAGAAAGGUUCGAUCGAACUACGCGAGUGCGAGUGUCGGAUAAAGUGGGUAAUGCGUGUCGCAAGUUCGCCCAAUCAGGAUAUCGCGCGGAGACAGAAAGAAUGGUACCCGCACGUGCUGGGCAGUGCGGCCGACGAGCCGACAGUGCUUGUGAAGCUACAUACUCAGAACUUCAACUCAGGCACCGGGGCCGACAUGGACAGCGAAAGCUGGGCAGGUCCGACAGGAAGGAUGGUUCGCAUUGUGGUCUGCUUCUCAGCCGAUGUCGUUUGGGGUCAGAGCUUUGACUGGUCUUUGGGUUUGUUUGACACCGUGCAACCUGCGAUGCGCAAGCGACACAAGCCUUGGCAACUGACCUUCUGGGUGACCUACGAGCAUGCCCGCGGCGCACUAGGCUUCACUUCUUGUGUUCUCGCGCGGCUGUUGGAUCAGUUGGUUUUCGUUUGGGGUGACGUGUGUUCUGUGAUUUCUGGUUGCCAUGUCACCACAGAACGGGAGUUGCAGCGCAACGGUCAAACAUCCCUGUCGCAGCAGGUGGGCCGCGGAGACGUUUUCCCUGCAGUGGACCGGAAUGUUCGGGGCCUCACCGUCGGGGACACAAAGGACUUCCCCUUCACUGGAGACUCCGGCUUCGGCGAGCGCCGUGCCGACUGGGUCGUAGAUUACGAUCGAAGCUACUUUGGAGACGUGGCGGUAGGGAUGCCUGUGACGGUUCAAGGCAGCACGGCCGUCGUGGAAGCGGUGAGCGACAGCAGCGUCCGCCUGGACUUCAACCAUCCAUUGGCUGGCAAUUCUGGCUGGCGCCACGUCUCAGAAGCAUCUUCCCAGUCGCUGAGUACGGAUUUGCCGGCUAGCCGUUUGGGAGUCGCCGUGUUGGCCUGGGUGCGCGUCGAAGUGCUUGCGGCCGGGGACGGCGUCCGAACACCUCAGGAUGGCGACAAGGUCAGCAUGAACUGCGAAGGCGGGACCGACCAGGAAGCAAGGAGGGCUAUACCACAGUGCACCGGGGGUGCUGCAAUGUUCAUGGCUUUCCAAAUCCUCUUCGUUUCCAUCUUGGCUGCGGCCGAUGCUAUGCGCGCGGUGGAGCCUUCGGCUGUGUCUGCUGGGCCUGAGACGAGUGCCUACAAUGAGGUCGUGAUACCCAAGGUCUCUGAGCUGGAGGAGUGGAGGGAGAAGCUUUCGUCGGCCGAACCUCUGCAACUGCCCAUAGGAUCCAAAGACGCCUUCAUCAUCGACAUUUCCAUGCGCAUGGCUCUGCUCGCCUAUGGUCGGACAACCUCAUCUGGUGCCACUGGCCGUGUGCAGUUUUUUGCGCCUGGGCAAGAGGAGCCCAUCAGCAUGUUGGAGCUGACGGUGAGGGGUGUGGAGGCUGAUGCGCAGCGCAUCGCGAAGCUUCAUCUCACUGAAAGGCAAGCAGGUCUGAACAGUUCACAGCAAGACGACAGCCCUUACGCUGUGGUCUAUAUGGUGAAGCUGCCCGAGGGAGGCCACGGCUUGAUCUUGAGCUUUAAAGGGUCCACGAAUAGCCUCGACUGGAUGAGAAACUUCAACAUCUUGCCAUCACGGCUACGCUCCGACGACAGGGUGAAAGUGCAUACAGGCUUUGCUACACAUGUUGAAAGCAUCUUCAAAACUUUGUCCAGAUUUGGGCGAAGUGUUGCAUCACUCUACCAUGCCUGGGCAGCGUGGGGCAUUCCCAGCAACAUCCAGAACAUGGCGGACUUCGUGACCAGUGGUGAUUGGAAAUGGUGUAUUUGUGUAGGCCAUAGCCUAGGUGGAGCUAUGGCUGCCAUCGCAGCGGAAAAGAUCGCAAGCGCCGCAAACCGCCCCAAUUCGGUGUAUGCAGUUUCCAUCGCCGCCCCCGUUCCUGGCAACAAGGCAUUUGUCACAGACAUGAAGAAGAAGGUGCAGCCUCAGGGUGGUCUUCGCAUUGAGAAUCCAUUUGACCUCGUCCCCUGGAGCGGCUAUGGUGGCUUGAGGCUCAUAUCUCGCGACGUCAAUGGCAUUGUCUGGGUACUUCCCAAAGACCAAUGGAUGAAACGUACCGCCAAGAUCUCCGCCCACAUGAUCUUUAACGUUAUCGAGCAUGGUGAGGGCAACACUACGAAGCAUUUCCGAUAUGAGUUCGGGGAUCAUGAGACAAACAGCGAUCCAGCAGCAACAGCCGCUAAGAAUUACGUCGAUGUGGAUUCACUCGAUGCGAACUUCAGAAUGCCCAACAUCCAAAGUUGA